UGAUAUUGAAACACCAUAGAUUGGGGCGCACUUUUUUUAUUGAACAAGUAAUGACUAAUGUAUUGUGCUGUGAUUGUGAACAAAAGCGGAAUUCGAUAGUAGCAGCAUUUAUCGACUAUUUCCAACGUUUUUCUUGUUGACAUAGAAGGUUGUAUCAAGAAAAAUGUCCACAAUAUCAGGGAAUACGCUUUCAAUGAGUCGUGCCUUGAGAAGGCGGGCGUGCCGCAUGAAUGUUUGGCAACCUUCGUGUUCCGUGUGGAUGUCGGUGUUGAUGCGCGUUGGCGUGUUGCUUUCCAAGUCGACAAAAGGGCUAGGUGUAGUAGCUACUGGCGAGCCACCAAAGACCAGCGCUGCUGCGCCUCGACCCAUUCAAGGUGACGAAAAAAUGGAUGGGGACAGUGCUUCUACUAAGACAGACGAUCAUAGUGGUUCAUCAUCUUCUGGUAGCCCGCCGCCAGAAGUUAACCAUGAUAACUCGCCUUAUAUGGUUCGGCUCACGAGUGAGGACUUCGACAUUGCCGUGUCAUCGCAACUAGCGGAGGUGAGCACGUUUGUCAUGUUUUACGCACCCUGGUGUGGCCACUGUGGCGCCUUGAGGCCUGCAUGGGAUCGCGUAGCGGAGGUCUGGGACCCAGAUCGCUCAGUGCAGAUUGCCGAUGUGAAUUGCGAGGACGAGGGCGAACUUUGUGUCCGUUUCAAAGUCACGGGCUAUCCGUCAUUGUUGUACUUCACAAAGGAGACAGGUAUGAACAUGAUCAAGGCACAGCCAUGCUGCAUUUCGUUUUCAGUAGAAGUACUUCUGCAGUAUGUGUAUUUCCGAGCUCUGUGUGGGCUAAUACACGACGAGGGGCCGUGAGAUUAAAAAAUAUGACUUUAUCCUGAUUAAAAAUUUCGAAUUGGUGAUUGAAAAAUUGUGUACAUGUACCUGUACGCCUGCUGGUUCCCCUUUUGGAACUAAGUACUUGUUCGAUUGCAACUACAGGUAAUAUCAACCAUGCUUUUCAGGUCCAAAGGGUGCAGAGUACACGUUCCAGCGCGAUGAAUUCAUGUUGAAAAAAUGGGUCUCGACAAAGCUGGCGCUUCCUUGUUCAGUCACCACACCACGCGGAUGCUCGAAACUUAAGGCCCGUUUAUCACUAUCCCACGUAGACUAGGCUAAGUGGAGUCCCCCUUUUUUUAUUUGAAGGGGAAGCUAAGGGGGAACGAACUCGAACACGGAUAGCGAAAAACUACCUCCAAGAAACGCGAGAAGCUUUUCAUCAAGAAAGUUUUGCGGAAAAGUCGCUUACAACUCCAAGAGCUGUUAGGUGAGCUUGAAUCUGCGCUCGACGACUACAAUGACGCACGCCAAGCUGCAAGAGACGCUGUUUUGGGUGCGAGCAAUCAACCCCUAGAAAUAAAAUCACCAAGUGUAGUGGGAGAAAUCAAGAAUCUAGCUGAUGCUGCCUGGGCGGAAAAGCGAAAAACUAUUAUAACAAGGUAUUUGACAGAAGAAACCAGUAGUGCAACAAUGAAUAAAGACGCGUCAUCUAGUGCAGGAGCGACGCCAGAAGGUGAAGGAGCGAAGAAAAAGGUUGCCGAUGUAAGGCAGAAAGCCAGGAAAGCGAAAGGAGACAAUGCUAAGGAGGAUCUCUAGGUAGAGGAUUUCAAGGUUGCAUAAUCGCGUUAAAUCGAUUUUGGUGCCUCGCUGGCAGAAAGGAGAUCAGCGUCGCGCUAAAGUUAACAUGUCAGUGCCGUCGAAUGCUUAUCCGGGAGAGUCUGUGUGCGCGUACAUCGCCAAUCAGUAUGGAACAACCGGUACAAGGACACCAUCAGGAUCAUGUACGGCAUCGGACUAGAAGAACAAUGAGAAUGAUCUUGGUGGGUGCUAAUGAAAAGUGAUCUUGCGUGGUGUUUCUCGCUUGAAACCUGCUCCACAUGCAACAUGCUAUGACCACGUGCAACAUUGCGUUAUUUCCAAAAAGACUAUCCCGAUAUGAACAAAUUCUGAUGGUCUUCUGGGCAGUCUUCAUUAUCCACGGACAAGUAGGAGUCGACGCUUGUGAAUUUGAGAAUCUUCCUCUCAUUUGGACUCGUUUCAUGGUCGAUGCAGACACUGUUCCUCAUGGUUGCCAAGAACAAGGAUGAUGAGUGUGCCCACUCUGAUCAUGGACACCUGCACUGGAUUUUAUCUCUAUCGUGGUACUUUUACAUCGGG
Amoebophrya sp. A25 is the source of this 2197-nucleotide messenger RNA. Lineage: Eukaryota; Dinophyceae; Syndiniales; Amoebophryaceae. The record is from the annotation of a GenBank genome assembly.